AUGUUAAUACACUUGUUUACUGCUCUUUUUGGGGCUUGUUUUGCAGAAUGGACAGUAGAUUUGGAAUACUCGCUAAAUGGGUUCAAAGAUGUUUAUCCACUUGGAAAAAUUGAACUGGUGCGCUCGUAUGAUGGGAAUUUCACUGGCAUAUUCAAAGCUGCAGAUGGUUCUCGUUUAGCUGAACGAAUGAACGCUGCUCCUACAUCAGAGUAUCGAGUGCUAGCUAGGAGUUCUACACAUCAGAAAGAUCAACUGAUGUCGACGAGCAAAACGUGUCUGCUCCUACAGUCAAAUUUAUUCCAUGUAUUCUGGUUAUCAAUUGAUGGUGAACGACAACUUGUCCAUUCUGUCACAAUAUUCCCAGAUCCGUUAGCUACUGGUGACACACCACUGGAUUCAAGUGUGGUCUGUUCACCCCAGAUGGUUAGCAAUUCUGCACAACCAAAUGCGGUAGUAUAUGUUGUAACAAAAGGAGUACUUCCUACACCUGAUACUCAAUUAUUUGUGCAAAUGAUGGAGAGAGAGCGAAGAGCCAGGCAGCAUGGUGCAGAAGCAGAUGACCGCAGCUUUUUAGCAAAAUAUUGGAUGUACAUAGUUCCUGUUGUCAUUUUUGUUGUUAUUUCAAACGCUAUGACCCCUGAAGGAGGAGGCGAAGGAUAG
Necator americanus (New World hookworm) is the source of this 660-nucleotide messenger RNA. RefSeq lists its product as uncharacterized. Lineage: Eukaryota; Metazoa; Nematoda; Chromadorea; Rhabditida; Ancylostomatidae. The record is from RefSeq and is a predicted model, not a curated record. The transcript is spliced from 5 exons. Gene Ontology annotation, cellular component: EMC complex. Bases 1 to 660 code for a protein of 219 amino acids.